CUUUCGUUCUUUCCAAUCAUCCGCCAUUUGUAGUUGUGCAGGCGAUCACGUAGCUUGAAGAAAUGGCGAAUCAUCUGGUGAGGUAUGCUGCGCAACAAUCUAAGGCUAGGAUCAGCCCAAUCAUUUCUCAAGCUAGGUCGGCCCAUGAUCAUGCCCAUGAUCAUCACGAGGUUGGAGAUCCUAUCAAGACUAUCAUUGGAAACCGAGACAUUGUUGGUUAUGGUAUGAAUGGCCAGCCAAACUACAUCGACCGUGUUGACUUUCCUCUUCCAGCUAUCCGCUACAAGGAAGCAACGCCAGACAUUCAGGUUUUGAGAGAGAAGGAAAAGGGAGAUUGGCAUAAAUUGACCAUCGAAGAAAAGAAAGCUUUGUACAGAGCAUCUUUCUGCCAGACCUUUGCUGAGAUGAAAGCACCUACUGGUGAAUGGAAGUCUGUUCUUGGGUUUGCCUUGAUUGGAUGUUCCAUUGCAUGCUGGAUUUAUAUCUGGAUGAAGCAAUAUGUGUAUGCUCCCUUGCCUGUGACUUUCUCUCCUGAGAGGCAACAAGCUCAACUGGAGAGAAUGAUUAAUAUGCAAAUUGCACCUAUUGAAGGUCUUGCAUCGAAAUACGACUACGAGAAGGGAAGAUGGAAGGAGUAAUUUCGUUAAUAGUAACAUUAUUGUCAGACCAUCAGAGACAUUGUACACAGUAGUAUCAACAUCCAUUAUGUAGCCGAAGAUAAGCCAAGCUCGAUGGAUGUUAUCGAUUGGCUACUAAAAAAUACAUCGGUCGAAUAUGUAAAAUA
This is a messenger RNA of Daphnia carinata, 784 nucleotides long. Its product is annotated as cytochrome c oxidase subunit 4 isoform 1, mitochondrial-like. The record is from RefSeq and is a predicted model, not a curated record. Bases 63 to 638 code for a protein of 191 amino acids. Gene Ontology annotation, biological process: mitochondrial electron transport, cytochrome c to oxygen. NCBI's taxonomy places the organism in Eukaryota, Metazoa, Arthropoda, Branchiopoda, Diplostraca, Daphniidae. The transcript has 4 exons.